This is a messenger RNA of Oryctolagus cuniculus (rabbit), 7845 nucleotides long. RefSeq names its product potassium voltage-gated channel subfamily Q member 5 (gene KCNQ5). The record is from RefSeq and is a predicted model, not a curated record. NCBI's taxonomy places the organism in Eukaryota, Metazoa, Chordata, Mammalia, Lagomorpha, Leporidae. Gene Ontology annotation, biological process: potassium ion transmembrane transport. Gene Ontology annotation, cellular component: voltage-gated potassium channel complex; membrane. Gene Ontology annotation, molecular function: voltage-gated potassium channel activity.
CUUCGCGCAAACAAUAGCGACAACAAUGAAAAGUAAAAGUACAGUAUUUCAAUUCAGCUAUUGCGGGACCCAGAAAGCAGCUGCGGCGGGUGUGUGUGUGGGUAGAAGCGGGAAUUGGUAGAGUGUUUAUCUCAGAGGGGUGGAGACAGCCGAAAUAAGACUUUUGCCUUAGUAUUACUUUAGGAUUAGGGAAGGAGAAAGGCACGCGGAAUAAUCCACCUUGCAAGCUUAGUUCAGUCUAAGUGGAGAUUGCUUUCUCUCUCAUUUGGGAGCAAAGCCACUCUGCUGGAGGAAGUUCCCCCAAGCGGUGUGUGAUGUUUAACCGCUUAGGCGUUAUCCCACACACGGAAGGCCAGUGGCCCCGUGGCUUCCCUCCCGACCAAAGGCGCAGGCUCUGGGGCGCCUGGCUGCCUGAGGCGGCGGGAACCCCAGCCGGAGGUUCCUCGCAGCACGUUUCUCACCCAGUAAGUUAGAGCAGCGCGCAGGGGCGGGGUGGGAACCGGAGAAGCCUUGUCCUGGGGCUCCUCACCCUCCAGGAUUCCUCUCCCAGGCACUGGGGCCGCCGCCGCCACCGCCACCGCGACUUAGCAGUUUUAUGACUUUCUCGGACUUAAAUGGAAAUUUCUUUACGGAGGGAACUGGGUUUGGUCUCCAAGGCUCGGCUGUCAGGCGGAGCCCCGGGGGCAGCUCGCUCACCGCAAAGGAGCCACUUCGGAGUUUGACGCCCUCCCCACACCCCACCCCCGUGCCGCGAAGGAUGUCCAGUUAGCCGCGGGCUUGCGUUCUGAGGCUGGCAUGGAAAGUCACAGCCCGCAGGCUGGACUGAGCCGCGGGAAGAUGCCCAGUGCCUGCCUCGCGGGCUCAGCAGACGCGUCCCUCGGCCCUGCCCACUGAGCUGCCGAGGACUGGCUGGCUGCGCCCAGAGCGUCGCCCCUCGCGCCCCUUCCGGCCGGCCGAGCUGCUACCUGGAGGGCAGGGCAGGGCUGGGCAGUGCCCGCUCGCACCCUUUGCGGGAGGAUGGCAGGACCUGGCGCGGCGUAGCGGCUGGAGAGCGCAGCGACCUGCGUCUCCCGUUUCUCCUCGGGGCACCUGGCCGACUUAACCUUCCGGACAGCUAGCUCCAAAGCCCCCGGGAGAAGCAACCCGCACUCGCACCGCGGAGAGGGGAGCAGACACAGGCUGGGCGUGGAGAGUGGAAAGAGCGGAGAAACGGAGAGCCUGGGGCUGGGCGUGCGCGCGUGGGAGCGCGCCGCCUCAGAGCGCCCCGCACUCCCCCGCUCCAGCCCUGGGGGCACUUGGGCAAGGAGGCAGUGGUAGCCGCGGGAAUACGAGGGCGCGAGAGAAACCCUCUCCCGGCGACGCCCCCAACAGGUCCGGACUCCGAACUCCGAAGCUACAAGCUGCAAGCAAUUGAGACUCGUCGGCCUCCUCCGCACGCCCCUGAGCCCCCGCCCGAAGCCCGGGGGCUGUGCUGGCUGCCGGCUUCCCGCCCCCUCCCCGGCGGAAGGUCGCUGGCCGGCGGGCGCCCCGUCGGCUGCCGCCGCACAUGAGGCCGCUGCCCCCGACGCAGGCGCUGGCGCCCCCCUCGCGGUGCCCGUGGUGAUGCCAUGCCCCGCCACCACGCGGGAGGAGAGGAGGGCGGCGCCGCCGGGCUCUGGGUGAAGAGCGGCGCGGCGGCGGCGGCGGCGGCGGCGGGCGGGGGGCGCCUGGGCAGCGGCAUGAAGGAUGUGGAGUCGGGCCGCGGCAGGGUGCUGCUGAACUCGGCGGCCGCCAGGGGCGACGGCCUGCUGCUGCUGGGCACCCGCGCGGCCGCGCUCGGCGGCGGCAGCGGCGGCCUGAGGGAGAGCCGCCGGGGCAAGCAGGGGGCCCGGAUGAGCCUGCUGGGGAAGCCGCUCUCCUACACGAGUAGCCAGAGCUGCCGGCGCAACGUCAAGUACCGGCGGGUGCAGAACUAUUUGUACAACGUGCUGGAGAGACCCCGCGGCUGGGCGUUCGUCUACCACGCGUUCGUUUUUCUCCUUGUCUUUGGUUGCUUGAUUUUGUCAGUGUUUUCUACCAUCCCUGAGCACACAAAGUUGGCCUCAAGUUGUCUCUUGAUUUUGGAGUUCGUGAUGAUUGUCGUCUUUGGUUUGGAGUUCAUCAUUCGAAUCUGGUCUGCAGGUUGCUGCUGUCGGUAUAGAGGAUGGCAAGGAAGAUUAAGGUUUGCCCGAAAGCCCUUCUGUGUUAUAGAUACCAUUGUUCUUAUCGCUUCAAUAGCAGUUGUUUCUGCAAAAACUCAGGGUAAUAUUUUUGCCACGUCCGCACUCAGAAGUCUCCGUUUCCUGCAGAUCCUCCGUAUGGUGCGCAUGGACCGAAGGGGAGGCACUUGGAAAUUAUUAGGUUCAGUGGUUUAUGCCCACAGCAAGGAAUUAAUCACAGCUUGGUACAUAGGAUUUUUGGUUCUCAUUUUUUCAUCUUUCCUUGUCUAUCUGGUGGAAAAGGAUGCCAAUAAAGAGUUUUCUACAUAUGCAGAUGCUCUCUGGUGGGGCACAAUUACAUUGACAACUAUUGGCUAUGGAGACAAAACUCCCCUAACCUGGCUGGGAAGAUUGCUUUCUGCAGGCUUCGCACUCCUUGGCAUUUCUUUCUUUGCACUUCCUGCUGGCAUUCUUGGCUCAGGUUUUGCAUUAAAAGUACAGGAACAGCAUCGCCAGAAACACUUUGAGAAAAGAAGGAACCCAGCUGCCAACCUCAUUCAGUGUGUUUGGCGUAGCUAUGCAGCUGACGAGAAAUCUGUUUCCAUUGCAACCUGGAAGCCACACUUGAAGGCUUUGCACACCUGCAGCCCUACCAAGAAAGAACAAGGGGAAACAACAAGCAGUAAGUUCUGUAGUAAUAAGCAGAAGCUCUUCAGAAUGUACACCUCAAGGAAGCAGAGUCAGAAGCUAAGUUUUAAGGAGCGAGUCCGCAUGGCUAGCCCAAGGGGCCAGAGUAUUAAGAGCAGACAAGCUUCGGUGGGUGACAGGAGGUCCCCGAGCACCGACAUCACAGCUGAAGGCAGCCCCACCAAAGUGCAGAAGAGCUGGAGCUUCAAUGACCGGACCCGCUUCCGGCCCUCGCUGCGCCUCAAAAGUUCUCAGCCAAAACCAGUGAUAGACGCUGACACAGCGCUUGGCACUGAUGAUGUGUAUGAUGAAAAAGGAUGCCAGUGUGAUGUAUCAGUAGAAGACCUAACCCCACCACUUAAAACUGUCAUUCGAGCUAUCAGAAUUAUGAAAUUUCAUGUUGCAAAACGGAAGUUUAAGGAAACAUUACGCCCAUAUGAUGUAAAAGAUGUCAUUGAACAAUAUUCUGCUGGUCAUCUGGACAUGUUGUGUAGAAUUAAAAGCCUUCAAACACGUGUCGAUCAAAUUCUUGGAAAAGGGCAAAUCACAUCAGAUAAGAAGAGCCGAGAGAAAAUAACAGCAGAACACGAGACCACAGAUGACCUCAGUAUGCUUGGCCGGGUGGUCAAGGUCGAAAAACAGGUCCAGUCCAUUGAAUCCAAGCUGGACUGCCUGCUGGACAUCUACCAGCAGGUCCUCCGGAAAGGCUCCGCCUCGGCUCUCGCCUUGGCUUCCUUCCAGAUCCCACCUUUUGAAUGUGAACAGACGUCUGACUAUCAGAGCCCUGUGGAUAGCAAAGAUCUGUCCAGUUCCGCACAAAACAGUGGCUGCUUGACCAGAUCAGCCAGUGCCAACAUCUCACGAGGCCUGCAGUUCAUUCUGACGCCAAAUGAGUUCAGUGCUCAGACUUUCUACGCGCUUAGCCCUACUAUGCACAGUCAAGCAACACAGGUGCCAAUGAGUCAAGGCGACGGCUCCACAGCAGCGGCCACCAACAUUGCAAACCAAAUAACCGUGGCACCCAAGCCAGCAGCCCCAACAACUUUACAAAUCCCACCUCCUCUCCCAGCCAUCAAGCAUCUGCCCAGGCCAGAGACCUUGCACCCAAACCCCGCAGGCCUCCAGGAAGGCAUUUCCGAUGUCACCACCUGCCUUGUUGCCUCCAAGGAAAGUGUUCAGAUUGCACAGUCGACUCUGACCAAGGACCGUUCUCUGAGGAAAAGCUUUGACAUGGGAGGAGAAACUCUGUUGUCUGUCCACCCGACGGUGCCCAAGGACUUGGGCAAAUCUUUAUCUGUACAAAACCUGAUCAGGUCGACGGAGGAACUGAACGUCCAGCUUUCAGGGAGUGAGUCAAGUGGCUCCAGAGGCAGCCAAGAUUUUUACCCCAAAUGGAGGGAAUCCAAAUUGUUUAUAACUGAUGAAGAGGUGGGUCCUGAGGAGACAGAGACAGACACUUUUGAUUCCGCGCCGCAGCCUGCCAGGGAAGCUGCUUUUGCAGCAGACUCUCUAAGGACUGGAAGAUCACGAUCAUCUCAGAGCAUUUGUAAGGCAGGAGAAAGUACAGACGCCCUCAGCUUGCCUCAUGUCAAACUGAAAUAAGUUCUUUGUUUUCUUUCUAGGCAUAGCAGUUCCUUUAGCCAUACAUAUCAUUGCAUGAACUAUUUUGAAAGCCCGUCAAAAAAGUUGAAAUUGCAAGAAUCAGGAGGAACAUGAAAGGCAGUUUAUAGGCCUGUUAUCUUUUAAUUGCAUGAAAAUGCAUGUUUAGGGAUGGCUGAAAUUCCAAGGUGCAUCAACAUUAACUCACUCAUUUAGUAAUGUACCUUGAGUUUAAACUCCUGAGAAAUCAAACGCUGCUAUUGCUAUGGGGCGUGUGGACAUGUCAAGAUUAGGUCAGUUAGAAGACUUGACAUUGUGUUGCGAAAUGAUGAGAGUCAACAUCUUCAAAUUUCAGGCAUUUCUGCUUUAUGACUAAAUAGAAAACACAUUUUCAAAUUAGGCCAUCAUGUAUAUUUAAACACAACGGCUAACAACAGCUGCUAACAAGGUCUCGAGUAAAGCAGAAUUUGGGAAUAAUAGAAAUGGCUGCUUAUUUCAAGAUAUAUUUGCCAACCCAUUCCUAUUCAGUCGUUUUAUAAUUCAUGUAAUUUGAAUGUCAAUUUGUGUGCUUUUGGUGACUUAGCGCUGUGGCAAGCAGUUUUGCACAUCAUUUUCAUGUUGUUCUUUCCGACAAGAAUGUUCUUCGAUUAGAAGAUGUGGGAGUAAUGAAAUUCAGGGCCAGUGGGGCAAACAGACUGACCUUAUGGAAACAUUCUCUGAUGGCAGAAUCAACUUCGUAUGUGCUCAGCUUCCACAUAAGCUUAUGGAAUAUUGAUUAUUAGAAGAGCCAGUGCGAUUGGGCUGGUCUCUCUACAAUGGCACCAACCCCAAGCUUGCCGAAAUUGCCCACAUGAAGGCCAAGUGUGAAAAGCUAUUCUCAUUUAACUGACAUAAAGGCAGGACAGGGGAAUGGGACAUUUGAGGGGGACUGAGAUAGGAAGGGCACGAAAGGAAUUCAGAAACAAUACCAGGAAGUAGAUGAAGUUAAAAGAAAAUCACUUCCCACACAAAAGGCAAUGAGAGGAAGAGAAGCAAACCAAAAUGAAAGAGUCAGACUUUUUUAGAAAGUAAGUAUUGCUAGGAUAUUCAACUACCUAAACUUUCCUUAUAUAUAAACAGAGAAUUUUUCAAGGUAUUUAUUUUUUAAUAUGCCCUGAAUGUCUUUUGCUAUUGUGUAGUACAUUUUGCAUAUGAAAGGCUAAACCUAAACGUCCUUUACUUUUUAUACUGUUGUGACUAUUUUCUAUUCCCCCCUCCCCAGAAAUGUUGUCCCAAUUCUGAAAUUGCUAGUUCUGUUUCCUGGUAUAAACAUUUACAAUUAGAAACCUAAUAGCACAGGCAAAUCAAAACAUAAUAAUAUAUCAUGGCUGCAGAAAGGUCAGGGAAGCAAAAUGAAAAACGUAUUUAUUGGAAAGCACACAGUCUAGCUGUCUCAGACCAUCAGAACCUAAGAGCCAAAGGAAUGGCAUUCAAAAGGCAAGGAGAGACGAGACUCAGCGUUUCAGUUGAUUUCAAUCCCAGCCACUGAAGAACUCAAGAAAGGAAGACCUUUAACCUUGGCAAACAUCAGUGCUGCCCCCAGAAAAACUUCUCCAGCAGCCAAAGAGAAUGCACAGGGAUAUCAGCUGGCAGGCAGGGGAAGGACUCCCUGAACUUCAGCAGGUCUUCACCAGCCUCCAUCCCCAAGUAAAUACAUUCUACACUAUCUAAGAUGUGCUUCUCCACCCUUUUAAAUCCUUGUCCCUUUGGAUAAACACUGAAAUGCUUCCUCCUCUCACCUCACUUGGAUUCUAACACACUGCCCUGGAGUGUAUCAUUCAGAAUCUUCUUGGCUGCUGAAGACCCACAGAGUACAGAUUCUAGAUUUUACACUCCAGUUCAAAUAAGUCUGCCAUGCUUUUACAGCAGUUGUUUUCAUUGUCCAAGCAUAGAAUGUGAAUAAAUCGUGACAUGCAAUUUUUCAUCCACCCAUGUCUCCACUCAAUCCAAGCAGUGAUACACUUUCCCAAGGAUGUUAUACAUGUAAACACACCAAUACACACACACACCCCUCCACUACCCAAAUACAGAUACUUGCCAUGAACUUGGCCAGCCAUUUGCAAAUAUUAACCAAGGAAGAGGAAGGUGGCAGCAGCUUUCAGGUAGCACUGAUUCUUGGACAUGCUGUGUCCUGAGUCAGUCCCCACUGGCAGCAGGAAUUCUGAAUGUAUUGGGGACCCCUACUUAGACCUCAAACAGUACAGUUCAUGCAGCACUGCUGAAGACUGAAGAUCCAGAAACAGACUGAAGGCAACGCAGAGGUCUUAAUCCAAGCAAAAUGUGACAAAUCAUGUUGUGAAAAACUUGGAAACAUUGAAGCCAUGACCAUUUUGUGUCUAUCUUGCUCUAGCACAAACCUUCUUGGAGAUGAAUGGUAAUUGUAUUGUGUGAAAACUGUAAGGUUCUGUCUGUUGUGUUACUCUAUGAAAAUGAGACAGGCCUCCCACUUACACUUCGCAAAGUCCCACUGGGCAAUCCCAAAUGGUGUCUUGAAGCACAAUUUACUGACCACUGGGUAGCUCCAUGCUUUCUCAGACAAGUUUGUUGCCUUCUUCAACAUGUGGGGUUGACCAAGCUAAUAUUUAACUGCAAAUUUCCUUGAUAGGAGGUUAACUAAAAAAUUUUGCUUUGUCCAAUCUAAAUGUUUGCAUUUUGUUGAACUAAAUUAAUACCUGUAGAUUCCAAGGUUUUUUUUUGUUUUUGUUUUUGUUUUUGAAGUAAGACAUCUUCCUGAAUUUUUAAGUCCUUAACUCUUGUUCUAAGGUGCCUUUCUCACCUCUGAGUGACAGGCUCAGUGAUUCUGAAAGUUCCUAAUUUGCAAGUAAAACAAGUCUGCGGAAGGAGGAAAUCGGGCACAGAGUGAACACUUCUCACACCCAUUUGCAAAGCAGAACAUAAGGAAUGGUGAAACCUGGCCAACCAAAUUAGCAGAUCACUUCAUUUAAUCAGACUGAGGAAAUAUAAAUAUUAACUUAUCUCCCCAGAAGCUGAUUUUUUUGCCUUAAAUGACAUGGUUGUGUUUUUGUAAGAGAAACUUAAUUUAAUAUAAUUGUGUGCAUUUAAGUGAGCAGUUCUAAAAGUCAUCUAGGAAAUGCAAUUGUCUGUUUCCUGAAAACAAAUAAGUCAGGAAUAUCAUAUCCAUUUCAAGCUACCAUUAAAAUCUAAUUUCCUUUGCUCUCUUUUACUGGGAUUAUUGUUUUAAAGUAAAACAUUAAAAAAGAUGUCUGUAAACAGCUAGUGUGUCUAUUUUUAUCGGGCAACUAACUGGUUUGGUUCUGAUCUGACUGAUCCAAGUCAAUGGAUUGUGUACAGAUUUUGGAAUAAAAUAUAAAAAUUACUUUUA